GCCUUUUCACUGGGGAUGUAAGACAUCGGGUAAGGAAAUGAAUAGAUUAGUAACCUCAUUAGUUUUACGAGAUAAAGGUGCAUUUAAUUUAGCACGACGUUACAGCAUCCUCGAACACAAAACUAAAGGAUCCUCAUACAUGAUUCACUUAGAUAUUUAUGCUCGACGAGAUCCCCAGCUUGCCCCAUAUCUUUUCCGAGAAAUAGACAUAGAAUAUAAGAGGAAGUGUCGAAAGGUGAUUUUUUUAUUCUGGCUUGUUACCCUUACCCUAGUUAUUGCGCUGCAAACCCGUCUCCAGGGCGAAACCUUACACUAUAUGCAUUCGUAUGCAUGCCGCAUAAGAGCAGAACACGCCUCAAAGGAUGAGGAUAAUAUUCAGCGUCGCAAAGCAUUUGUCUGCUUGAUGAAUGUGAUAAAGGAUGCUUUCAACCGUGACCAAAAAUGGACCAAGGCAGAUGAGGCAAAGGCAUUUAAAUGUCUUGAAAAGUAACAUUUUACCGUUGAGAAAUGCUAUUUUUAUAUAAUUAUUGGCUACAUUCGACAAUGAUAGACCUGUAUCCCAAAUUAUGAGGGCGAUUGAGUCGAUUCUCAUUCUUUAUUGCAUAGUAAUGAAAUAUUUUAUCACUGUCUGUUAAGAUAAUUUGUCACUUUAUGUAAAAA
Messenger RNA from Phytomonas sp. EM1, 660 nucleotides. NCBI's taxonomy places the organism in Eukaryota, Euglenozoa, Kinetoplastea, Trypanosomatida, Trypanosomatidae. The record is from the annotation of a GenBank genome assembly.